GCAACAGGGAUUGGACGGUGGCUCCUCUACCGGGACCCGUCUGAGCGGUUUGAACGCGGAGCUCCGUCCCCAUUGGUCGGCCGUGUGUCUGGGGCGUUUCGCUGGGACUGCCCGGUUGUGUCCGGGUAAGAUGGCGUUAGAAGAGCAGUGCUCGGCACCACCUCGAUGGCGGUCUAUAUCUUUGACACACGUAGAGUUCCCGGAGGAUGAUCUGACGGGACAAGUGCUCGCCUACAUCAGUCUCCUACCCAUUGCGGUCCUUGUGGGUUUUGUUACACUCAUAGUGUUUAAACGGGAGCUGCACACAAUUUCAUUCUUUGGUGGGCUCGUCCUGAAUGAAGGGGUAAACUGGCUGCUGAAGCACAUUCUCAGAGAGCCGCGCCCAUGUGCAGGGGCUCAUUCAACCCUGAACACAGAGUAUGGGAUGCCCUCCAGUCAUUCCCAGCUCAUCUGGUUCUUUGUUGUUUACUUCUUUCUUUUCCUUUAUUUAAGAAUGCAUCAAACGAACAAUGCUCGAUGUGUGGACCUGCUGUGGAGACACAUACUGUCCAUCGUCCUGUUGGGCAUUGCCUUAUCAGUCUCAUACAGCAGGGUCUACCUGUUGUAUCACACCUGGAGCCAGGUUUUCUACGGCGGAGUGGCCGGUAGUGCAAUUGGCGUAAUCUGGUUCUUUUUCACACAAGAGGUGCUGACACCAUUAUUCCCCAAAAUAGCAGCGUGGCCAAUAUCAGAGUACUUCUUGGUGCGAGACACAAGCCUGAUUCCCAACAUCUUAUGGUUUGAGUACACAGUGACCAGAUCAGAGGCAAGGAACAGACAACGAAAGCUUGGAACAAAACUUCAGUGAUCCACACAGUUCUUUUAUGAAACUGAGUUUAGGACCACACACACACACACACACACACACACACACACACACACACACACACACACACACACA
This is a messenger RNA of Scomber scombrus (Atlantic mackerel), 940 nucleotides long. It is a transcript of the gene dolpp1, whose product is annotated as dolichyldiphosphatase 1. The transcript has 8 exons. Bases 131 to 847 code for a protein of 238 amino acids. Gene Ontology annotation, cellular component: endoplasmic reticulum membrane; intracellular membrane-bounded organelle. Gene Ontology annotation, molecular function: dolichyldiphosphatase activity. Lineage: Eukaryota; Metazoa; Chordata; Actinopteri; Scombriformes; Scombridae. The record is from RefSeq and is a predicted model, not a curated record. Gene Ontology annotation, biological process: lipid biosynthetic process; protein N-linked glycosylation.